AUGUGGAGAAUAUGCACAGAGAAAGAGCCCCUGGAGCUUCUGCCCCAGGAGGAGGUGGAGAGAGCCAUUUCUCAAGACAGCUACAUUACUUGGGACAGUGUCCACGUUGUGGCCCAUGCCUUAAAUGCUGCCUAUUCAUCUCAUUCCAAGAGGGUGUUGAUGGUGGAUGAGGAAGAGAGACUGGGGUAUCAGAGGCUGCAGCCCUGGCAGGAGAUCACCUUCCUCUCCUAUGAACAACCUUUGGGAAUUGUCCUGACCUCCUCUGCUCUGUUCUUGUGCUUAACAACUGGCUUUGUGUUAGGAAUCUUCUUUAAAUACCGGGAAACUCCACUCAUCAAGGCCAACAACCAGGAUCUCUCAUACAUUGUCCUGGUAUUCAUCAUGUUUUCCUUCCUGACCUCCUACCUCUUCAUUGGCCGGCCAAGGAAAGUGACUUGCCUUCUUCGACAAACAGCCUUCAGCAUCAUCUUCUCUAUUUCUGUUUCUUCUGUGUUGGCCAAAACCAUCAUGGUGGUGCUGGCCUUCCUGGCCACAAAACCAGGAAACAGGGUAAAGAGGUGGCUGGGGAAGAGCUUUGCAAACUCCAUUGUCAUUUCAUGUUCCAGUGUGCAAGUCAUCAUCUGCUCCCUAUGGCUGGGCAUCUCUCCACCCUUCCCAGAUGCUGACAUGCACUCACAGCCUGGACAAAUCCUGCUGCAAUGCAACGAAGGACCUGUGGCCUUGUUUUACACAGCCCUGGCCUACAUGGGCUUUCUGGCUGCCAUCUGCUUCAUGGUGGCUUUCCUGGCCAGGAAGCUUCCUGGGGCCUUCAAUGAAGCCAAGCUGAUCACCUUCAGCAUGCUGGUCUUCUGCAGUGUCUGGGUGUCCUUCAUGCCCUCCUACCUGAGCACCAAGGGCAAGUACAUGGUGGCCGUGCAGGUCUUCUCCAUCUUGGCCUCCAGUGCUGGGCUGCUGGGCUGCAUUUUUCUUCCCAAGUGCUACAUCAUUGUCCUGAGGCCUGAUCUGAAUACGAAGGAAAAUAUAAUGUUCAAAAUCAAGCAAGACUCAUGA
Varanus komodoensis (Komodo dragon) is the source of this 1050-nucleotide messenger RNA. Its product is annotated as vomeronasal type-2 receptor 26-like. The record is from RefSeq and is a predicted model, not a curated record. The transcript has 2 exons. Gene Ontology annotation, cellular component: membrane. Gene Ontology annotation, biological process: G protein-coupled receptor signaling pathway. NCBI's taxonomy places the organism in Eukaryota, Metazoa, Chordata, Lepidosauria, Squamata, Varanidae. The coding region runs from base 1 to 1050 and encodes 349 amino acids. Gene Ontology annotation, molecular function: G protein-coupled receptor activity.